CAUCCAUAUAUUUUUAUAAGCCAUCAAACGUCAGACAAGAUAAUUAAAAAUGAAUUGAGAUACAAAUGCCAUGGGUCAUCAAAGACCAAUAGAAAAUCUGAAAAGUAGGUAGAGAAAAAAGAUUAUGUGAAAAGGAAAAACUGUCCAAAUGACAAUCAGAUUUUCAACAGACAAAAUCAAAGCUAGAAUUCAAUGGAACAUAACUUCAGUGUGUUUCAAAGGAAUAGCAGAGCUUCAUAAACAGAAAUUAAAAAUAAUGUUUUCUAGAUAAAAGAAAAAGUACUGAAAAUACAAAGUUGAACAUUCAGGAAGGUAUAAAAAUAGCAAAAGUGGUAAAUAUAUACAUAAUUCUAAAUCAAUUUUAAUGGUAUAAAAUAAUAGUGUCUUCUUGGGUUAAUGGUAUAAUUGAUAAGAUAUAUACAAAUAGCUAUAUGUAGACUGGAGGUAAAGGUAAAAAGAGUAAAAUUAGUUCAAUCAUCUUUUGGACUUUUCUGUCUGUGAAGCGAAUUCGAAGAUCAUAUUCAAAGACCCUGUAAUUCUACUAGUAGUUGGAUAUCCAAAGGAAUUGCAUCAAAUGAUAUAUGAAAGCAUGCUCAUAGUAGCAUUAUUCAUGACUGCUCAAAAAGGAAAAUCCCCCAAAUAUACAUCAACUAAGGAUGGAUGAAUCACUACAGUAAAUCUGUAUAAUGGAACAAUAUACAGAUAAGUGAAAAGAUAUAGAUCACAGAUACAUGUGACUAUGUGACUAAACUUCAGAUAAGAUCAGGUACAUUCAGAGUGGUAUGGCCACAGACUAAGUGACCAAAUUUCAGAAACAUAGUAUUGAGUCCAAGAAGAUAUGAACAAGAACCUACAGCACUACACCUAUGUAUGGUUUAAAGUAGGCAAAACCAUGUUAAGGAGUUUAGGGUUGCAUACCUAGUUGGUAAGGCAUAAAGAAAACCAAGGGAAUGAUCAUCGUAAAUUAUGGGUAUUGCUUACCUCAGGAGAUGUGAAGAAACAUUUAGGGGCUUGAAAAGCAGCAUGGGAGUAGCCCUAGGCCCUUUGUAAUGUUCCAUGUCUUGCCCUAUGUGAUGAUUACAUGAAUGUUUAUGAUACAUUGCUGUGUUUACCAUUGUUAUUUUGACUCAUUUCUAAGUGUGCAUUAUACUUUUAUUUGAAAAUUAUUUAGGAGAAGUGCACCAUAAAAAUUAUUGAUUACUCUGCUCAUUAUAUACCUAGGAAAAAAUUCACCAUUUAUGUAUCUUUAUAUACAACUCUAAGAGAGUUGAAGUACAAACUUUAUUUUAGCUACAACGUGUAGAAACAAGAGGAGAUGUUACCUGCAGUACACAGAUCUUUCUAAAGGUGUUUUCUACCUUUAAUUAUCUACCUUGCAGGUCAAAACUUUGUCAUUCCUCAUCUAUUUUUCUUUUGGUUCCUGUAUUACUGAUACAACAAGGGUGGACAUAUUUCCCACACUCUUGGUUUAGCAGAGUACCUAUAUCAAUUAGGUUUUUCUGCAACCUCUACAAAACUACAUUACAUAUUGAUAUCUCACAUAUCUUUGGAUUCAGCUUUCCUAAGCUGGGUUUGGUGGAUGGCUCUGGUAAUUUGAGAUGGGCCAAGCUCUGCAUCUUGGAACUAGUUAGACUUUGGCCAAUUUAGGCUGGAUCAGGCAGAGGCAAACUGACUCCAUUAUUUUCUCAUUCUCCUUCUGGGAACAGUGUAGUAGCCAGGUGAUGUUCUCAAAAUAAAUAGAAAAGAAAAAGAAACUUCAGUGUGGAUGCCAUCUCAAAUCUCUGUGUGAAGUUUACCAAUUUUCUGUUAAUCAAAGCAAGUUAUGUGAGUGCCCUGAGUCCAGGAGCAAGGUAGUCACCCUGUCUGUGGUGAUAAAAUACUGCAAGAUUAUAUGUCAAAGAAUGUGAUACUCAGAAAUAUUUCUAAAAGUGAUGAAUAUUUUAAUAAAGUAACAAAUAUUUAGACAUUAAAUAGACGAGAGUAACUUUAUCAAAGGUCUAAGCAUGAGAGAUAUGUUUGAUAUAUUUUUAUGCGUUAAAAACCCUGAGUGGGAAAAAAGGACUAAUUUUACCAGGAUGAUCUCCUGGAAACUCAUUUUCCAUUUUGUAAAUUAUUUUGGAAAUUUCUUUUUUUCUGGAGGGGUGUGUGUAUGUGUGUGUGCCUGUCUGUCUGUCUGUGUAUGUUUUAUGAGCUUGUUAACAAUAACAUCAUACAAAAGUACUGGUUAGCAGGAAUAAGAUUUUAAGGUGUAUUGACCUUCCCAUGGUUCUCAAGAAAACUUUGGAUGAUUUGGAUUAAAAAUUUUGGAUUUUGUCUAUUUAAAUCUAGCAUAAAAUUGGUCAUGGUGAUGAUCCUAGUUAUGACUAAUCUCCCUUUAAGAAUUUAGACAUUUACUUUAUGAACUAUGUAGUAAAAUUUCCAUAACCAAUAGCUAAAGUUGCUGAACACAAAUUAUGGAGAUGUGAAACGAGGAAAACAUUAUAAAACAUUGAAAGAGAAUAUGUCUUUAUUUGCAUGCUGGCAAAUGAAAAUUCAGGCUUCACUUCAACUUCAGUUGAAUAUUUCCAGUCUCUAACAAGAAUAGUCAUUGAAUGAAUGAGUUAAGUUGAGCUGUUUGAACAUUAGAAUGUUUUCCAUAAAUACAUUUUUUGAGCUCAUCAAUUAGCAUUAACUGGUACUUUCUUGUUUGACACUGGUCACAGUAUUUGAAAGUAAAAAGAAUGUUACUGCAGAUUCAGAAAUCAGGUGCAUAUAAAAUUUAAGCUCAGGGUAUUAAAGGAAUCACAGCCAGUGUUGUUAGGCUUUCAUUUUUUCUGUCUUUUUGUCUGUUCAGACAUGGUAACUUUUCUACCCAUCAUUUUUUCCAUUCUAGUAGUGCUUACAUUUGUUCUUGGAAAUUUUGCUAAUGGCUUCAUAGCAUUGGUAAAUUCCAUUGACUGGGUCAAGAGGCAAAAGAUCUCCUUUGCUGACCAAAUUCUCACUGCUCUGGUGGUCUCCAGAGUUGGUUUGCUCUGGGUAAUAUUACUACAUUGGUAUUCAACUGUGUUUAAUCCAGAUUUGUUUAGUUUAGAAGCAAGAAUUACUGUUUAUAAUGCCUGGGCAGUAACCAACCAUUUCAGCAACUGGCUUGCUACUAGCCUCAGCAUAUUUUAUUUCUUCAAGAUUGCCAAUUUCUCCAACUUUAUUUUUCUUCACCUGAAGAGGAGACUUAAGAGUGUCAUUCCAGUGAUGCUAUUCGGGGCUUUGUUAUUUUUGGUUUGUCAUCUUGUCAUGUUAAACAUGGAUGAGAGUGUGUGGACAAAAGAAUAUGAAGGAAAUGUGAGUUGGAAGAUCAAAUUGAGUGAUACAACGCAUCUGUCUGACAUGACUGUAAGCACACUUACAAACUUAAUACCCUUUACUCUAUCCCUGACAUCUUUUCUCCUGUUAAUCUGUUCUCUGAGCAAACAUCUCAAGAAGAUGCAGCUCCAUGGCAAAGGAUCUACAGAUCUCAACAUCAGGGUCCACAUAAAAGUUUUGCAAACUGUGAUCUCCUUCCUCUUGUUAUUUGUUAUUUAUUUUCUGUCCCUAACCACGUCAAUUUGGCAUCUUAGAAGGACGCUGCAGAAUGAACCUGUCCUCAUGCUGUGCCAAAUUACUGCAAUUAUAUGUCCUUCAUGUCAUUCAUUCAUCCUAAUUUGGGGAAGCAAGAAGCUAAAACAGACCUUCCUUUUGAUUUUGUGUCAGAGUAGGUGCUGAGUAAAAGACCAGAAACUCUCAAAUUUCUGGGUUCACAACUGGGACAUCGUGUGUCUCCAAGAUAAAACAAACUGAUAGUGUCUGGAACAUUUUAUACUUUCUGCUGGCUUUUUUGUAGUGUAUAUCUUUCAGUAAUUUCCAAAAGUAGACCUAGAAAAGUCUUUUACCUAAAGUUAGUCUAAAAAAGUAUCUAUAUAUGCAUGUGUAUGUGUAUAUGAAACUCUUAAGAGACAGUGACAAUAACAUAAUCUUAAUCAUUUUUUACAAACUGCCAAAUUAUAGAAAAUAUGGUAAGAAAUUUUUCAAAAUCAUGAAGCCAUGUGUAUUUCACAUAUACAUUUCAUAUUAUCAUGUCUUAUUUGAAAAAUUUAUGAUCUCCAUUUAUAAUUGUUAAGAACUUACAGCUUAGUUCACAAAAUGUUGCACUUUUCCACUGUUAUUUGUAUCAUACAUGUGUACCAUAGUGUGCUUGAACAUCAUUAUGUGAACAUCUAGUUUUUGGGAUGGUAUGAGAAUUCUAUUCUAAAUCAAUAAUGAGGUUUUAUCUUUGGAGUAGUUUCUAUUUCAUCAUGAAUUCUAAUUUUAUGUUUAGUUUAAAGCAAGUAAUUAUUGUUAGAAAACUAUGCUCACAAUAAAAUUCAAGG
Sapajus apella (tufted capuchin) is the source of this 4382-nucleotide messenger RNA. RefSeq names its product taste receptor type 2 member 45-like. NCBI's taxonomy places the organism in Eukaryota, Metazoa, Chordata, Mammalia, Primates, Cebidae. Gene Ontology annotation, cellular component: membrane. Gene Ontology annotation, molecular function: G protein-coupled receptor activity; bitter taste receptor activity. Gene Ontology annotation, biological process: sensory perception of taste; G protein-coupled receptor signaling pathway; detection of chemical stimulus involved in sensory perception of bitter taste. The record is from RefSeq and is a predicted model, not a curated record. The transcript has a single exon. Bases 2836 to 3738 code for a protein of 300 amino acids.